AUGACAACAAUAAAAGCGCGCCAAAAAGCAUAUACCACAUUAUACUCUGAUGAACAAAAAUUUUGCUUGCAUCGAGAAUUGUUUACGUUGGAUGAAGAUCAAUUACAAAUAGAGGAGAACCCGUCAAAUGAGUACAUGUCAACUACACAAUUCACACUCAUCAUGCGACCAAACUUCGAUUCCUCCUCCUCCCAACAUAACCCUACAACGCCUUAUUUUCCAACCAUGUGUCCGCCACAACAACCUCAAUAUAAUUUUUGCGAGGAUCUUAACGUUAGUGAUUAUGAUUUAUUGGAAAGCAUUUGGUCUCCUCCGCAAGCUACAGCUCCUAGUCAAGAAAAUCCUUCAACAUCAGAUGCAACACAACAAAAUCCUCCAACAACAGAGACCAAACAACAAUAUGGUUUUGGUCAUCGUGCUCCGCGACCGUGUUAUUGUUUUACGGUACUCGUUUCGGACCGGGUCAUCAACAUUAAAUAG
Vicia faba (fava bean) is the source of this 480-nucleotide messenger RNA. Lineage: Eukaryota; Viridiplantae; Streptophyta; Magnoliopsida; Fabales; Fabaceae. The record is from the annotation of a GenBank genome assembly.